This is a messenger RNA of Pollicipes pollicipes, 4974 nucleotides long. RefSeq lists its product as uncharacterized. Bases 1 to 4974 code for a protein of 1657 amino acids. The transcript has 7 exons. Gene Ontology annotation, molecular function: voltage-gated potassium channel activity; intracellularly cyclic nucleotide-activated monoatomic cation channel activity; protein-containing complex binding. NCBI's taxonomy places the organism in Eukaryota, Metazoa, Arthropoda, Thecostraca, Pollicipedomorpha, Pollicipedidae. Gene Ontology annotation, cellular component: membrane. Gene Ontology annotation, biological process: transmembrane transport; monoatomic ion transport. The record is from RefSeq and is a predicted model, not a curated record.
AUGUUUCAAAAUCUGGACGAGGGCUUCCUGCGAGCCAUCGCCCUGAGAAUCCAGCGUCAGUUCUUCCUGCCCGGACAAAUCGUCAUCAAGAGGGGCACAGUCUGCCGCUCCAUGUUCUACAUCGUGCAGGGAGAACUGGAGGUUCUUGGCGGACGAGACAACGCCACGGCCGUGGCCGUGCUCCGAGCAGGCAAGCUCUUCGGGGAGGUGAACCUGGUGCUGAGCUUCGCUCGGACGGCGACGAUCCGCGCAGCCACACACUGUGACCUGCUGGUGCUCAACCAGCACGACCUGGAGCUCGGCAACGGCGUGGCCUGGCUCCAGCAAGACAACCUUCCUCACGGCCGGCCGCUUGGUUGGUUGUGGAAAGUCUUUCGCAGUCCGAGCAUACGUGGUGACGGCCAGCUUGACAGAAUUUGGAAAACCUUCGUGUGCCUCGUGGUAUUCGUGCAGUGGCACAUCUACCUGUACUACGCGUGCUUUAAGGACGGGUAUUCCCCGGAAAUGCUUGGACUGACCUACCUGAUGGACUCUGUCCACGUGCUAGAUAUUUUGUUCAGCAUGAUGACCAUCGUCAUUAGCCCUCAAGAUUCUUACCAAACAUUUGGGGAAAUAUUCCACUAUCACGCGAGAAGAGCAACGUUUUACUUGGAUCUUCUUGCCGCCCUGCCACUGGACUUGAUCAGCAUACCAUUCGGGAUGUUUUUGUCGUCUGUGAGAAUGGGUCGGCUUAUAGCCGUCUGCAAGCUGAACAAGUUGGCUAAGGCGUGGAUAAUCCCGCGGCGUUUUAGGUUCUUGCAAGACCAGCUUCAAGAGUCACUGACCGUCAUUCGGCCAAUUGAGCUCAUCACCUACCUUAUAAUGGGAGUCCAUUUUUCAGCUUGCAUGUGGUUCAUGGACUCAAAUAUCAAGUAUGUCUUUUUUGCGAUACCAAACUCUGAAAUGUGGCUUCAUCAGUUCGAAAAGGUAAAAGCAAUAGAGAGUGGGUGGCGUGCUGGGAGCAGCCCGAAAUAUGACCCGUACAUUUUAUCAUUGUACUGGGCUACAGCCACAAUGUCCACCACUGGAUUUGGUGACAUUGUUGCGAUGACUACCACUGAGUACUAUAUCAGCAUCAUAGUCAUGGUGUUUGGACUGGUGCUAUUUGCUUACUCACUGGCCUCGUAUGCAUCCCUUUUAACCAACCGAGACAGGCCCAAGGUACAAUUUCAAUCCAUUGUCUUUGCCAUGCAGCAGUUCAUGAUCGAAAACCGGCUGGACAAAGAUCUAAGGAAACGCGUGCUCCACUUUAUUGAUCUGCAAUGGCGUACCUACCACGGCAUGGUUAUGCCCGGCAAGCAAUUUUUGCUGCACGAUCUGCCCGAGGCACUGCAGGAAGACCUUGCCUUGGAUGGUAUCGCCAAAUUGCUCGGCAAUAUCUCUCUGUUUCGAAACACGGACAUCGAUUUUCGACAGGCACUAGCCCGCAGAUGCCCACGUUACCUCUUCCCGGCCAACGAGUAUGUCCUGCGCACUGGGGACAUGUCCCGCGACAUGUAUGUCAUCGUGCGUGGCUACUGUGAAGCGUACCUCGGUAAGAAGCAGACGUCACUCGGCUUGAUGGGACCCGGGGAGUGUUUUGGCGAGGCUGGAAUGUUGUACGGGCUCCCGAAGCCGGCCAACGUCAUCACGCGGACAACUUGUGAUUUACUCAUUAUCCCACAUGGUGAGCUUCACAGGGUCAUGAAACACUUUCCCACCGUCAACAAGGAGAUCAGCGAAAUACAGGAGGAUGCCGACGUUCAGCACGCCGUCAAGAUGAACCACGCGCGCGUGUGGCGGCUGGCCAGGAGUCUGCUACGCGAGGAGGGUUCGCUCCUCACCGUGGACGAGACACCGUCUUUCACCACCUUCUCGAAAGAGGAGCGGAAAACGGCCGAGUACCAAAAGCCAUUUCACAGGCUUGGCCACUUGUCAUUCCUGGGCCGCCUGCUGAUGCCGCGCACCAUCCGACCAGACGGCAGAUUCGCAGCGAGGCUGGAGCAGGUCCGUGUAGCCGCUAUAGUGCUGCUGCUCGUCCUGACGCCAGUGCACGUGACGUUUCUGCCGCACAACAUCAGCGUGUACGCCAUCUGUCUGCUGCUGGACGUGGCGGCCGUCCUCAUCAUGUACCUGCGGCUGCACUUCGCAUACUAUGACGCAUCAUCGACGCUGGUCUCUCACCCCAUCUCCACCGCUGAGAACUACUUGGCCUCGGCGUUCUUGCUUGAUCUGGCCGCCUGCUUCCCGUUCGACUUAUUCGCAAUGCUGUUCUAUCCCGGAAGCGUGUACGAAAACCUACACACGAUCGUGCUUUUCCGGAUGAACCGCUUUGCGCAAGUGUACGAGGUCCUCUGGGCGUUCUCGUACUGGGAGCAGGGAGUGCUCUUCCGUGCAGAGCUGUUCAAAGUCAUAAAACACCUUUGGUUUCUUGGAAUGUACGUACAUAUUCUAGCCUGCUUUUGGGCAUAUUUGGCGUGCCCAACAUCGGCACCAUAUGCUAUCACAUCACCAGCACCUGCGGGUCGUGCGCUGAACAUUCAAGUCAGGAACCAUUCUCAGUUCCUGAAAGCGCAUCAUAACUGUCGCGCAAUUUCUUGGUACACCAUGUCCAACUUCACGCAAUCCGACAACGCUCAGGACUUAUACAUACUCAGUGUAUUGUUCACCUUGGAAAUGCUUGCGGCUGUUGGAUCUGGCGACCUCACACCCCAGACUCGCUCAGAGUAUAUCUUAUCUAUUGUUUUGAUGAUACAUGGUGUCGUUUUCUUCGGCUACAUUAUCGCUAGCAUGACAGCUAGUCUCGUUAACGCAGAUACUACUCGUGCUAGAUUUAACGAGCGCAUGAGGACUCUGUGUCAACGAAUGAAAUAUGAAGAUGUGCCUAUGGCAGUGCAACAAAAGGUACUGCGGCAUAUUGAGUACAAAUUUUCGCGGUCAACCAGAAUGCACGCCCACAUCCACUUCACUAACUUGCCACCGAGCAUCCGGGGAGAUGUAGCCUUUGUUUUGUUUGCGGAUCUUAUCAGCUCAGUGCCAAUUUUCAAAACGAUUGAUCGAAGUUUCCAUCGUAUGCUUGCAAUGUGUCUGAAAGAGGUAUUUUUUCUCGGGGGUGAAACAGUUAUUUUCGAGGGAGACGUGGGUGAGGAGAUGUACUUCAUACAUCGUGGGUUCUGCGACAUCACUGAUGACGAUGGCAAUGCCACCAAGACUCUUGGGCCUGGCGGUUUUUUCGGAGAGGUCAGCGUCUUGUUCUCGGUUCCGCGCACGGUGACCAUUCGUGCUCAGACCAACGCUGACCUGUUCGUCCUGACUAAAAAUGAUCUCCAGGAUGUUUUAGAGAACUGUCCGGAAAUCAAGCGCGAGAUUGAGCGCAUCGCCAUAGAGAGGCUCCAUGAUGCUGGCAGCCGUCAAAUGUCAAGAUCAGCUGAAGAUCUGGCUAAAGGACGGCUCUCGAGCACCUCGAAAAAGUUUGGUCCCGACGUAGGAAAUCGCUUCGUGGGAACGCGACACGGGCGAAAGCACAAAAGCCGACGCCAUCGCAGUUUCCGAGAUCAGCUCACCGCGGCGUUGUCAAGUUCCUUCAGCCUCAAGGAGCGCCGUGCGCGUCGCGAACGAUCGUUGCUGGAGAAAGAGUAUCAAGAUCUGCUGAAUCAGGAAAGCGCCACGCUACCGCAAAAGUCUGAGCCGAAAAAACGUGGAAGCUCUUUGACCAUGUAUUUGAUGAACGCGGUGUCAACCUUCACUGGAGACUUGUUUUCGUCUCAUGCGAUGCCUUUCGGCAGGGGGCGGGGUUCUCACCCGGACCGUGCAACACAAGAUCCGGAGGCUCCUAGUUCAGGGCAGGAUGAAUCAGGUUCACAACCGACAGACAAGAAGUCGGAGACGGAGCCGAGUGGGCUUCGUGCCUCCGACUCGGUCGGGAGUAAUCCGUCCGCGACAGGUAGCCGUAUUAUACACGAGAAAGGAAGAACAACCAAGAAACAGAGCAAAGAACUGACAGCAAAAUCGCUCACCCGUGUUCCUUCGAUCCAGGUGAGCGAGUCGCAGAACGUAGUGGCUGACGGGGAGGACGAUCAUUUCAAAACCUCCUUGAACACGACGCACGGCGAGAUCUACGCCAACGCCUUCUACUUCGUGGUGGCGACGGCGACAAGUACCGGGUACGGAGACAUCAACGCGCGCAACAUAGACGAAGCAGUACUAAAUAUCCCCAUCAUCCUGAUCGGAAAGCUGUCGCUAGGCCUCGUACUCGGUGACCUCGCUUCGACCUUGAGUAACCUGGAGGUGACUCGUGUCGAGACGGAGACUAGACUAGGGGUCAUCGUAAGCCAGAUGAAGGAGCAAAACGUGCCGCAUCGUCUGCAGGAGCGUGUUAUUCAGUACGUCGGCUAUGAGUGGAUCCGGACCAGGGGACAGAGGCUUCAGGAGCUGCUCAAAGACCUCCCCUACUGCCUGCAGUUGGAGGUGUUUAUGACCACCUUCGGCGCCCAGCUGCGCUCGCUCACCAUAUUCCAGCGGGCGCCGCAGCGGCUGAUCCGCCGUCUCAGCUACCUGUGUCACCAGCAGUUCUUCCUGCCAGGAGACUUCAUCACGAAGCGAGGGGACAUCGGCGACAAGGUGUUCGUCGUCCGGCGCGGCUCCGUGCUCGUGUACGACACCUCGCCGUCGGACCCCGAGUACUUCCUCUACUCGGGAUCCAUCUACGGCGACCUGCAGAUCAUCUUCCCCACCAUGCCGUACGCGCACAACCUGGUGGCCGACGAUCCCACCGACGUGCUGGUCAUCAACCAGACGGACGUGCGGCGGCUGCUGGCCGACUACCCGCACUUCUACUUCAAUAAGUCGAGGGAUCAGCCGGACGUGCGGCGGUUGCUGGCCGACUACCCGCGCUUCUACUUCAAGUCGAGGGGCGCCGCCGCGUCCGGGCCGCUGCCGUACGUCAGCCGGACUUGA